GUGUGAAAUAAUACUUACUUUUCUUUCGUUCGUAUAGUAGAAAAAAAGUAAUAGUAAUAAGUAAUUCACAGAUCAAUAUGACCGAGCCAUUUGAUGAAACGCAGAUGAAUUUUAUUUCUUUAAACGAUGUAAGACGGUAAUCGCGUAGAAGAACUUGGAAGUUGUUUUUGUUAGCAACAAAAUUUAAACGUACGCUAUGUAUAUAUGAAGAACGAUAUCGUCAACAGCUACGGCCUUAAUGUGACUUCGAUGUUAUUUCUAAAAUCGUGGAUUAUCUGCACCGUCAAGGAAUAAAAAUUUUCGCAAUAAAAGCUUUUGUUUGCUAGGGGUAUUAUACCGUUCACCAAAUUUAUUACGCAAAUACACACAAGCAAAAGGAAGAAAAUGUUUAGAUAUCUUUCAUUAGCAGUUUUAAUAAUCGUUUUAAGUUACGACUUAACCGAAGCGUACUCAGCUUUGGAGGAUGAGCGUAUCAUAAACGCAUAUAAAUAUCAGCAAUUAAUGUUGGAAAGACAACCGGAUUUAAAUCAUGCGAAGAUAGCGCGUACUUUAGUUAAUCACGCGAAUUGGGCUGCGGUAGGAACGAUUUCCACUAAUCGCUUAGUUACGGGCUAUCCUAUGGUUAAUGUCAUCUCAAUCGAUGAUAAUGACUCCAAAGGCGUGUCAACGGGGAAAAUACAUUUUAUGUUAACCGAUUUGGAUUUUACCGGCCCCGACUGGAGAUAUAAUAAUAAGGCAACAUUUUUAUUCAGCAAUGAUCAACGCUUGGAUUGCGAAAAUCAUAAACAAGAUCCAAUGGAGCCAACAUGUGCUCGCGUUAUAAUAAGUGGUCAAGUUAAGCAGAUGGGUAAAAGUGACCAAAAUUAUGACGACGCUUUAGUAGCUUUCGUGCAACGUCAUCCAGCUGCUAAAAAUUGGAUAAAAGCUCACACCUUUUACUUAUGCGAACUGGAUAUCAAAAAUAUUUUUGUUUUGGAUUAUUACGGUGGGCCGCAUAACGUUACUGCCGAUGAUUAUUACAACAUAAUGUUAUAAAGAGCAUCAAUUAUUAAAAAAGAUUUAGUCUAUUUUAAAAUAAUUGUUUUAAGGGAAAGAGUUUUCGCUGAUUCAAUUUUU
Molecule: messenger RNA, 1116 nt
Organism: Glossina fuscipes
Lineage: Eukaryota; Metazoa; Arthropoda; Insecta; Diptera; Glossinidae
Gene: CREG
Product: protein CREG1
Exons: 4
Coding region: 385-1035 (216 amino acids)
Source: RefSeq, a predicted model, not a curated record